Lampris incognitus (smalleye Pacific opah) is the source of this 1044-nucleotide messenger RNA. RefSeq names its product leukocyte cell-derived chemotaxin 1-like. Gene Ontology annotation, biological process: negative regulation of angiogenesis; negative regulation of endothelial cell proliferation. NCBI's taxonomy places the organism in Eukaryota, Metazoa, Chordata, Actinopteri, Lampriformes, Lampridae. The transcript has 7 exons. Bases 1 to 1044 code for a protein of 347 amino acids. The record is from RefSeq and is a predicted model, not a curated record.
AUGAAAGAGCCCUCGGAAAAAGCCCACGACGACUUCAAUGGAUCUGGUUAUCUUGAGCCCUGCGUCGCUCCGAUGUUCGGCGCGUCCACCUCGACGGCCCCCGCUGCCGUAGGCCGCCUCCUGAGGUUCGGGGCCGCGGCCUUCGUUGUCGGGGCCAUCCUGAUGUUGUGUGCGUCCAUCGGAGCGUCCUACCUCUGGAGAGCCAACGAUAAGAACGUCUACAACGUUCACUACAGCAUGAGCGUCGACGGCGAGACCAGGCGGGGAUCCGUGGAAAUCGAUCCCGGUCGAAACCUGGAGCGGUUCAGGACCGGCAGCGGGGACGAGGAGGCGGUGGAGAUCCACGACUUUCAAAGCGGAAUCACUGGAAUCCGCUUCUUCCGAGGAGGGAAGUGCUACGUCAAGUCUCAAACCAAAGCCAACCUCCCGGAUAUGGGACUUCACGCCAAAGAGCCGUCGACCUUUGACCUGACGGAGGAAACCUUGCCAGUGAAGUUUGACGAGGACUCUCUGGUUUGGGUUGCUGCGGACCGACCCCUGAAGGACGCCACAUUCCUGAGCGCCAAAAUCCUGGAUCUCUGCGGGGACUUGCCAAUUUACUGGCUGCAUCCUUCCCACCCUAAAGAUGGAGAGAGGCGAAAAAGAGACGCGCAGCGAGCCAAGCGGCAGUUUAACGCCGAGGAGUUGGAGGCAGCCGCCGAGGAGGGGAACUCGGCGGGCCUUUCGCGCGACGACACCUCCAGAGCCGGAGAAGGGGAGGAAGAGGAGGCGCAGUCUGCCGCCGGGUCGGGCUUCAAUCCAGAAAACCCCUAUCACCGCAGGGCACCGGCGGGAGAGGAAGGCAGCCUGACCUUUGACCCCAUGCUGGACCACCUGGGGAUCUGCUGCUCGGAGUGCAGGCGCAGCUACACCCACUGCCAGAGAAUAUGCGAGCCCCUGGGCGGCCACUGGCCCUGGCCCUACAACUACAGGGGGUGCCAGGUGGCCUGCCGAGUGAUUCUGCCUUGCCGCUGGUGGGUGGCGCGUAUUCUCGGCGUCGUGUGA